GCGGGCCCGCGCUCCGGGCGGCGGCGGCGGCGACGGCGGCCGGGCCCGCGCCAUGAGCAUCGAGACGCUGCUGGAGGCGGCGCGGUUCCUGGAGUGGCAGGCGCAGCAGCAGCAGACCGCACGUGAGGAGAAUGAGAAGCAUGAGAAGCUCUGCCUGGAGAGGGAGCAGGAGCAGAAGAAGGCGGGCAAGGCCGGCGUGCCACGGGCCAACAGCACCCUAUCCCCAGAGGAGCCCCGGAGCGAACUGCUGGUGCCCAUCUCCCCCCCGGGCCCAGUGCCCCUGCCACCCCCGCCCCUGGCAGCUCCCAUUUCAGUCAUUCCCAUCCCCGUGGUCACCAGUUCCCCCCAGCAAGCAGCCCAGACCGCCCUGUCGCCGCCGCUCGCGCAGCGCCACCAGCCCCUCUUGAGCACUCCCGGCGUCCCCAAGGAAGCGCCGUCGGUGGCACCGGUGAUCCAGCGGCCGCCGGGCCCGCACCUGCCGGACGGGAAGGCGGCCACGCCGCCCUCGGGCAGCCCCAAGCAGCUCCCGCACUACGCGGCGCCGGUGCUGGCCAUCUCGCAGCACCAUGUGGUGCCGCAGCCCAUCCAGCCCCUGCAGCACCCCGCAGCGCCCGCGCCCCUCGGCGCCCUGAAGCUGGCGCCGGCCGACGACAUGAAACCCAUCGAGCUCAAGAAGAGAAUUGGAGGGGUUGGGACCAGGGAAGUACAUAAUAAAUUGGAGAAGAACAGACGUGCACAUUUGAAAGAGUGCUUUGAGACAUUAAAGCGCAACAUCCCCAACGUAGAUGACAAGAAGACCUCAAACCUCAGCGUCCUCAGGAGUGCCUUGCGAUACAUCCAGACUUUAAAGAGGAAGGAAAAAGAAUAUGAACACGAGAUGGAGCGGCUGGCGAGGGAAAAGAUCGCUACGCAGCAGCGGCUGGCAGAACUGAAGAACGAGUUGAGCCAGUGGAUGGAUGUUCUGGAGAUUGACAGAAUUAUUCGACAGACAGUUCAGCCAGAGGAUGACCAGGCAUCUACCUCGACAGCAUCAGAGGGUGAAGACAACAUGGAUGAAGAUAUGGAAGAUGACAGGCCAGUGAACUCAUUACCAAAACUCACCCAGCGCCAGCACCCGGAGCUGCUGAAAGCCGUCCCCCCCAGUGCUGCUGCCCCCCUGCCCGCGGUCCUGCCCCCACACGUGUCCAUCCAGCAGAAGCCCCACGCCCAGCCCUCCCUGCCGACACAGGCACUGGUCCCGCCGCAGGCGAUCGUCCCUGCACAGACUCACAUCGUGGCGGCCUCGACCGUGCAAUCGACUGUUAUCGCCCACACGGCCACCACCCACGCCUCGGUCAUCCAGACUGUCAACCACGUCAUUCAGGGGCCACAGACCAAGCACAUUGCUCACAUUGCACCUUCCACAUCCAGCCCCGUGCAACUCACCACUGCUGCUCAGCCCAUCGGCCACAUCACUGUGCACCCAGCCACCAUCAACCACAUGGCCCACCUGGGCCCACAGCUGCCCAUCUACCCCCAGCCCGUGGCCGUCAGCCAGCCCGUGGUGAGCCACAUCGCUCACACCAUCUCGCACCAGCAAGUGAACGGCACGGCGGGCCUGGGCCAGCCGGCCGUGAUGGCCAAGCCGGCCGUGGGAACCCAGGUUGUCCAUCACCCGCAGCUGGUGGGGCAGACGGUCCUGAACCCCGUGACUAUGGUGACCAUGCCGUCGUUCCCGGUGAGCACGCUGAAGCUGGCCUAAGAGGACGGUGCACCUGCGAGGUCUUUGUUGGGAACCUUUCCUAAGGAAACUCCGUACAUUCCAACCAUGCCCGGCUUGGCGGGACAAGGCGCGGAACGCCGAGGGCGGCGGGGCCGGCCUGUCCGGCCUGUCCCGGUGCCCGGCCUGUCCCCGCACCCGGCCUGUCUGGCCUGUCCCGGUGCCCGGCCUGCCCCGGUGCCCGGCCUGUCCCCGCGCCCGGCCUGUCCGGCCUGUCCCGGUGCCCAGGCUGUCCCUGCGCCCGGGCUGUCCCAGUGCCCGGCCUGUCCUGGUGCCCGGCCUGUCCCCACACCCGGCCUGUCCGGCCUGUCCCUGCGCCCGGGCUGUCCCAGUGCCCGGGCUGUCCUGGUGCCCGGGCUGUCCCGGUGCCCGGCCUGUCCUGGUGCCCGGCCUGUCCCCACACCCGGCCUGUCCGGCCUGUCCCUGCGCCCGGGCUGUCCCGGUGCCCGGGCUGUCCCCGCGCCUGGGCUGUCCCAGUGCCCGGGCUGUCCCGGUGCCCGGGCUGUCCCAGUGCCCGGGCUGUCCCGGUGCCCGGGCUGUCCCGGUGCCCGGGCUGUCCCGGUGCCCGGCCUGUCCCCCGCCCAGCCUGUCCCGGUGCCCGGGCUGUCCUGGUGCCCAGCCUGUCCCAGUGCCCGGGCUGUCCCCACACCCAGCCUGUCCCGGUGCCCGGGCUGUCCCCCGCCCAGCCUGCCGCCAGGACGGUGCCACGCCGCGCUCGGGGCCGUGCCGCUGAGAGACUUCAAAGACAGUUGUUCAUGGUGAUUUUUUUUCCUUCUAUGUGUAAUGAGUGAACUAUGGAUAUGAUGUUCUUAAGACUUUAAUUUUGCCCUCUUAUGUGUUGCUUCUUUGUAGAAUAAAAAUUGCUGAUCUCUUUAUUGAGACAUUGCGUAGAAUGGGAAAAAAAAUCAUAGAAGUCUAUAUUUAUAUAUAUGUGUGUAUGUGUGUGUAUAUAUAUAUGUAUAUACAUAUAUAUAUAUAAAUAUAACAUUUGAAGGCCUUUUGUAAGGUUGAUUAUUUUGCAGGAUUAUGAGACAAAAUUCAUUUUUGGAGGAAGAAGCCAGAGUGUCCUCUCUAAACAAGAAACUAUAAGAUAGAUGGUUUGGUGGACCAGAGUACAGUGACAAAAAACCCCCAACAACAAACCACGAGUCAAACCAUGUUAAAGGUAUUUCCCAUCAAUAUAUUACAUUUCAAAAACCAUCUAAAAUCACUGUGACUUGUUAUGGCAUUUUAAGGAAAUUCUCUGUCCUGUCUAAUAAAAGGAAAAAGAAUACACGACCAGA
Messenger RNA from Haemorhous mexicanus (house finch), 3042 nucleotides. It is a transcript of the gene MNT, whose product is annotated as MAX network transcriptional repressor. The record is from RefSeq and is a predicted model, not a curated record. The coding region runs from base 53 to 1741 and encodes 562 amino acids. Gene Ontology annotation, biological process: regulation of transcription by RNA polymerase II. The transcript has 6 exons. Gene Ontology annotation, molecular function: protein dimerization activity; DNA-binding transcription factor activity, RNA polymerase II-specific; RNA polymerase II cis-regulatory region sequence-specific DNA binding. NCBI's taxonomy places the organism in Eukaryota, Metazoa, Chordata, Aves, Passeriformes, Fringillidae.